UAACGUCGCGGGAGUAUUUUUCCGACGUCCAGCUAUAAAUCAACCAGUCGUUGGACUAUUUUGGACACAGUCACAUCUCCGCACCGGAGUCCACGCGCCGCCGAGACCCUGAACUUACAUCUGCUUUUAAGAUUAAACAUAAUGUCGGAGCAAAAACUUAGCUCGCAAGAAAUCUUUGCCCUCGAAGACAAAUAUGGAUGCCGCAACUACGCUCCUGUGCCCGUAGCCCUGUCCAGAGGCGAAGGCGUGUUCGUUUGGGACGUAGAAGGAAAGAAAUAUUUCGACUUUUUGAGCGCUUACUCCGCUGUUAACCAGGGACACUGCCACCCCAGGAUUGUGGCAGCUUUGAAGAAGCAGGCUGAAAAACUGACUCUUGUAUCGAGAGCGUUCUACUCAGACCAACUGGGCCAAUAUGAGAAGUUCAUGACUGAACUGCUAGGGUACGACCGUCUGCUGCCCAUGAACACGGGCGUGGAGGGCGGCGAGAGCGCCUGCAAGAUCGCGCGCAAGUGGGGAUAUGAAGUCAAGAAGAUCCCGGAGAACCAGGCGAAGAUUGUGUUCGCAACAGGCAACUUCUGGGGUCGCACGCUGUCGGCGUGCUCGUCUUCCUCGGACCCCAGCUGUUAUGGUGGGUUCGGACCUUUCAUGCCCGGGUUCAAACUCAUUCCUUACAAUGACAUUCCAGCUUUGGAGAAAGUGUUACAAGACCCCACAGUGGCCGCUUUCUUCGUGGAGCCGGUACAGGGCGAGGCCGGAGUCAUCAUCCCCGACGCCGGAUACCUGCGCAAGGUUCGGGAACUCUGCACCAAGUACAAUGUGCUGUGGAUUGAUGACGAAGUCCAAGCUGGAUUAGGUCGUACCGGCAGGCUGCUGGCGGUGGACCACGAGGGUCUGAAGCCGGACAUCGUGAUCCUGGGCAAGGCGCUUAGCGGCGGCAUGUUGCCUGUCUCAGCUGUGUUGACUAGUCAUCAAGUCAUGAAUGUAAUUACUCCCGGAACCCACGGUUCGACAUACGGCGGAAAUCCUUUGGCAUGCGCAGUUGCUAUGGAAGCUAUAAAGGUGUUACUGGAAGAGAAAUUGUCAGAAAAAGCGGCCAAGCUCGAGUUGGUGCUGCGUGAGGAGUUGGAGAAGAUCCCGAAGUCCAUGAUCACCUCCAUCAGGGGCAAGGGGCUUAUGUUCGCCAUUGACGUACAUGAAAAUUAUCCGGCAUACGACUUAGUUCUGAAGCUGCGUGAUGCCGGUUUGUUGACCAAGACCACGCACGGGCAGACCAUCAGAUUGGCCCCUCCUCUUGUCAUCACCGAGGAACAACUCCGCCAGGGAGCCGCCAUCAUCCGUGGAGUCUUUGAGAAGUUCAACAAAUAAACAACUCAAUUCCAUAGUCGUAAAGCCCAGAUGCCUUUACCAGCCCUCAUUGCGGAUGUAAAGGACAGAAACGUUCAAGACGUGCAGAACUGUUUCUUUAAUGUAAUCGGAGAUAUUGCAAAAGGUUUAAAAAGAAAAAUAUUUGUCUAUAUUCAUGGAAAUAAUAAGCACUGCGUUAGUGAGUACUUAUUACUUCGAUGUGAGUGAGUGAAGAACAGUUUGAUAGAACGGCCAUAAAUCAAAUAAUGUGACAGCUUAUCGCGUCACUGCUUUACGACUGCGUCGAGUACAAGAUGAGAAUAACAUCUUGGUGAUAAAAUGCGUUGCUAGCUCUGAUUUUUUUUAUGUUGGAGCGAGCAUAUCCAUGCAUUGCUCUUGCUGGCAAAAUGAGCAAGUGAUCUGACAAUGUGAUCAUUUUACAAUUAUAACAUAUCAGAUAUUAUAACUGUAUUACUUUAGAUGGCAAAAUAAAUUCUCAGUCUAGUCACACUGGUGUCGCAUAUGGGUGGAACCACUGUUCAGUUACAAGGCCAGAAAUGGCACUACAUGAUUUUGUCUAUCCUAGACUGUGAGUUCCUUGACUGUAUAAUGUUUAUAAUUUUUAAGCAUAUCAUAUUUUUAUACGAAUAAAAUCAAUAUUUGUGCAAUAA
Molecule: messenger RNA, 2015 nt
Organism: Amyelois transitella
Lineage: Eukaryota; Metazoa; Arthropoda; Insecta; Lepidoptera; Pyralidae
Gene: Oat
Product: ornithine aminotransferase, mitochondrial
Exons: 10
Coding region: 142-1365 (407 amino acids)
Cellular component (GO): cytoplasm
Molecular function (GO): L-ornithine transaminase activity; identical protein binding; pyridoxal phosphate binding
Source: RefSeq, a predicted model, not a curated record